Messenger RNA from Acomys russatus (golden spiny mouse), 1160 nucleotides. RefSeq names its product ST8 alpha-N-acetyl-neuraminide alpha-2,8-sialyltransferase 1 (gene St8sia1). Bases 38 to 1105 code for a protein of 355 amino acids. The transcript is spliced from 5 exons. Gene Ontology annotation, molecular function: alpha-N-acetylneuraminate alpha-2,8-sialyltransferase activity. Lineage: Eukaryota; Metazoa; Chordata; Mammalia; Rodentia; Muridae. Gene Ontology annotation, biological process: N-glycan processing; oligosaccharide metabolic process. The record is from RefSeq and is a predicted model, not a curated record.
AGGCUCCCACCACAGACCCUGGCACACGGAGGCUGCGAUGAGCCCCUGCGGGCGGGCCCGACACACGUCCAGAGGGGCCAUGGCCAUGUUGGCAUGGAAGUUCCCUCGUACCCGGCUACCCGUGGGAGCCAGUGCCCUCUGUGUGGUGGUCCUCUGUUGGCUCUACGUCUUCCCUGUCUACCGGCUGCCCAACGAGAAGGAGAUCGUGCAAGGGGUGCUGGCACAGCGCACGGCUUGGAGGAGGAACCAGACCGCAGCCAGGCUCUUCAGGAAACAAAUGGAAGACUGCUGCGAUCCUGCACAUCUCUUCGCUAUGACUAAGAUGAAUUCGCCCAUGGGGAAGAGCCUGUGGUAUGACGGGGAGUUUUUAUACUCGUUCACCGUCGACAACUCCACAUAUUCCCUCUUCCCCCAGGCAACCCCCUUCCAGCUGCCAUUGAGGACUUGUGCGGUGGUGGGAAACGGUGGCAUUCUGAAGAGGAGUGGCUGUGGUCGUCAAAUAGAUGAAGCAAGUUUUGUCAUGCGAUGCAAUCUUCCUCCCUUGUCAAGUGAGUACAUCAGGGACGUCGGCUCCAAAACUCAGUUGGUGACAGCUAAUCCCAGUAUAAUUCGCCAGAGAUUUCAAAACCUGCUGUGGUCCAGAAAGACGUUUGUGGACAACAUGAAGAUCUAUAACCAUAGUUAUAUCUAUAUGCCUGCUUUUUCUAUGAAGACAGGAACAGAGCCCUCUCUCCGCGUGUAUUAUACACUGAAAGAUGUUGCUGCCAAUCAAACAGUGCUUUUUGCUAACCCCAACUUCCUGCGGAACAUUGGAAAGUUCUGGAAGAGUAGAGGGAUUCAUGCCAAGCGCCUGUCUACUGGGCUCUUCCUGGUGAGUGCAGCCUUGGGCCUUUGUGAAGAGGUGGCCAUCUAUGGCUUCUGGCCCUUCUCUGUGAAUAUGCAUGAGGAGCCCAUCAGUCAUCACUACUAUGACAACGUCUUGCCCUUCUCGGGCUUCCACGCCAUGCCUGAGGAAUUUCUCCAACUCUGGUACCUUCAUAAAAUUGGUGCACUGAGGAUGCAGCUGGACCCAUGUGAGGAGCUGUCACUGCAGCCCACUUCCUAGGGACUGCAGAAGAAGGAAGGGCUAGGCGGGGUAUUUUUGCUAGCUUUUCCAUGUG